UGUCAUUCUUAAACCCUAACCCCAACUCCUCCCCCCACGAUCCUCCUACUCUUUCUUUCUCUCGCUGCUGCCGUCGAUUUCUCCGCUGCUCUGUUCGUGCGGCCGUCGGUCGCUGCUCUAUUCCUUUCGCACUGCUUUGCUCGUGUGUUCUCCCCUAUUGUCCCCAAUCAUUCAUAAUCACAACCUCCUUUUCACUGUCGGUUUCUUGGUUUGGGGUUGUCCGUUGGAGGCUUGUGUUGGAUGAAAUGACUUAAUUGUUCAUUUUUAUGAAUUCAAUUUCUACUUUUGAAAGAAAAAACUUUGCAUCGUUGAAGUAGUAUUUCACUGCCCUUCGUACACCGUUUCAGGCCUCUCCAUGACUUUGCUCGAAGUCAUCACUAAGGCUACGGCUAAUCCCGAACCACCCACAUCGGACUCGAAGCAUCCCUUCAUUCUUAACCCAGAUGAGAUUUUCAUCAAUUUGAAACCCCAAUCUGAAGAAUCAGACGACAUACCUUUGAUCAAAUCUCUAACUGGAUGGCAAAUAUCGCGAACGGAUUCAGAACUCAUCCUCUCAGCUGACAAGUUCUUUAAAAAGUUGAAGCGAAACCUCAAAAACCCAAAAACUUUCAACAAAGAGAGCUUUCUUGUGCUUUUGAAUUCAUUUCUUGAAAACAACAGGGCGAAGAUUGGCGUUCCACUUGUGGUUGAUACGUCAAAUGAAUCUUAUACUCGGGUAUUGAUCGAAAAGCUGGGCUUUUCAAUGGGGAGUCAUGUUGCAAGGUUGGUUAUUGAAGCGUGUGUUGUUUUGGAGUUUUGGGAGAUAUUGGAGACCAUUGUAGUUAAUAGGCUGGUAGAGCACUCAAAUUAUUCGAGUUUAGUUUCUAAUUUAGUGGAGAAGAAGAGAUCAGAUUUGCUUUGCCUAUGCAUCAAACAUUUUGCAGAUCUUCGAUCACAUGACUUAGUAUUAAUUUUGAAGUACUUCCUUUCUCCAUCUCAAGAUGGGUAUAGUGGUAUGUCAAGUGUAAGGAAGGAGUGGGAGAGCCAAGCCCUAUUGUCUAUUGAAAAGGCUACCGAUAAAAGUCUCAAGGGUAAGAAAUUGCGACUGGCAAAAGAGGCUGCAGUUUUACUUAUGAUUGCUUAUGAUGAGUUUUCGGUUUAUGAGCUAUGUUUGCAUUAUUUGCUGUCACCUAUGAAUGUCGAUGAAGUGAUAUUAUCAUCCGCAAUUGGCAUGUUGAAUGGUUUUGAAAUGAUGGGUUUGAUACGGUAUUUGGGUAAGUGGUUGAGGAAGUAUGAGAAGUUUCCGCAAGCAGGUCCUUGUGCAAAAGCAUCCUCUGUUUUGGGGCUGAAGGCCUGUGAAUGGGUCCCUAGACUUGAAGAUAUUGUGAAAUGCAUUGGGCUGGUAGUGGAUGAGCAUUUCUCUUCAUUGGUGUUGCAUCCAGAGUUUCAUGUCGAGCUUAGAUCAAUAGAGGGAGUGGUUAAUUCUUUAGCCUUGGAAGCUAGACUUUGCUGUUCUAUGGCAAAUAUGGUUGAGAAUUUGAAAAGUGGAGCUAGAGAUGCCCUAGUCUGAACCUGUCUCACUUUCUAAUGUUUUCACUCAGUAUGCACUACUCCUAGCCUCGCACUACAUUUGCAACAUUUGGGUCUUAUUUAUAUUAUAGUGUGACUGGAAUGCAGUUUGAAGUUUGAAUGGGUUGAAGGUAUAUUAAAAAUUCCAUUGCACCAACACAUGUUUGGAUGACUUUGAUGUAUGAAUACUUAUGGUUUUUCGUUAUGCUCAGCCGCCAUUUUGGUACUGGCAGUUUCAGUUAUUUAGCCGUGUAAUCGUGGUGAUUAUUUUUUUCCUGAGUUUGUUAAUCCAAUUGCGGAAUGGAGUUUUCCUCAUUCUUUUCUUUUUUCAAAACUUUUUUUUUUUUUGCGGGGGGAUUAUGGAUCCAUUGGGAGAGGGGAGAGGGGGAAUGGAUGCUAUUGCCUUUUGGCUUAGCAACUGCGGAAUUCUGGUCACACAAUGUUUGGUAUAUUGGAAAGGAAUGGAAUGGAAUGGAAUGAUUUAACUUUCUAGUCA
Molecule: messenger RNA, 2044 nt
Organism: Malania oleifera
Lineage: Eukaryota; Viridiplantae; Streptophyta; Magnoliopsida; Santalales; Ximeniaceae
Exons: 3
Coding region: 356-1549 (397 amino acids)
Source: RefSeq, a predicted model, not a curated record